AUGGCUCCUCAUGCGGGGUUCGAUACUGAACAGAUCAGGGAUAAGGGGCGCAAAGAUCUUCUCUAUCUUCUCGAGGCUGUCCGCGGAAAGAAGAACCUCGUCUUAGAACGGAGCCUAGCUGGCCCCAUUGGCAUCAUUGUCAAGGUCUCGACGCUACAAGAUUAUGGAGUUGACAAGUUCUUCUUCCUCGAGAACAACAAUGCCGACACAAGCCAGCGCAAUAUUGUCUUCAUGGCUCGAGGCGAAUGCGCCCGUCACACCUUGGCUAUUACAGAACAGAUAAAGCGACUACAGCGCGAAAGCCAGACAGGACAUGAAUUCCACAUAUUUUGGGUCCCCCGCCGAACUCUGGUGUCUGACAAAUUGCUUGAAGAAGCAGGCGUACUGGGAGAUGUCAAUGUCCACGAGCUUCCCUUAUACUUCUUUCCACUCGAAAGAGAUGUCCUGUCACUUGAGCUCGACGAAUCUUUUCGGGAUCUCUUCCUCUGCAAAGACACGACACCAGCUUUCUUGAUGGCUAAGGCGCUCAUGGGUAUACAAUCCAAACAUGGACUUUUCCCUCGUAUUAUUGGCAAGGGUGAUAACGCGCAGCGAGUAUCGACUCUUCUCUCUCGAAUGCGACAGGAAAUUUUGGCUGGCGAUGAUACUAGUGAAGCCAAAAAGGCUGGGUUAACACCCAGCAAUACGACUGAAAGUGUUGUCAUCAUUGACCGUGAGGUUGAUAUGGUGACGCCUCUGCUCACGCAAUUGACAUAUGAGGGUCUCAUUGACGAAGUGUUUGGGAUUCAAAAUAAUCAGACAGACAUUGAUUCCACGAUUGUCGGAGCGCCGCUACAGCCAUCCUCCCAGAGCAGCUCUGCGACACCACCAGCAAGUACAUCCGUCAGGAAACGCAAGAUUCAACUAGACUCUUCGGACAAACUCUACGAUGGGCUGCGCGAUACCAACUUUGCCAUUGUCGGGACGCUUCUCAACAAAGUUGCACGGCGGCUGCAGAGUGACUACGACAGCAGACAUGCCUCAAAAACGACUGCAGAGCUCAAGGAUUUCGUCAAGAAGCUGCCAGGCUAUCAAGCCGAGCAGCAGAGCCUCAAGAUUCACACGGGCCUUACCGAAGAGAUUAUGAAGUAUACUCGAACUGACCAAUUCAGCCAACUGCUCGAAGUGCAGCAAAAUCUGGCUGCAGGUGCCGACCCAAGCUCGCAGUUUGACGUGAUCGAAGAACUUAUUGCGAGAGACACGCCUCUUUCGGAGGUCCUCAGACUUGUGUGCAUAUAUUCAUGCAUAUCCGGCGGUAUCAAGUCGAAGGAGUUCGAUCAAUUCAGAAGAUUGAUUUUGGAGGGCUACGGUUACCAGCAUUUACUUACCCUGAACAAUCUGGAAAAGUUGCAGCUGUUCCUUUCGCGAUCUUCACCAAUGGCAAACAUGAUUCCAAUGCCAGGGGCGGGGCAGGCGACGGGAACCAAGACCAAUUACACGUAUCUCCGCAAGCAGUUGCGCUUGAUCGUCGAUGAAGUCAACGAACACGACCCGAACGACAUAGCGUACGUCUAUAGCGGCUACGCGCCACUGUCCAUCCGACUCGUACAGUGUGUUCUUCAAAAGCAAUUCCUGCUCUCUAUAACACGUGGGAACGGUGUGACGGGAGUCGGUGCAGGAAGUGGUGCUCAGGGGUGGCGAGGUUUCGACGAGGCGGUGAAGCAUGCACGUGGUGAAACCUUCGAUGUGCUUCAGAAAGGGGAAGACAAGGCCGUCAAGGCGCAGGCUCUCUUAUCUGGAGGUAGUGACAAUAAGACGGUGUUCGUGGUUUUCGUUGGUGGCAUCACGUUCACCGAAAUUGCAGCCCUGCGUUUUAUUGCAAAGAAAGAAGAAGCCCGGAGAAACAUUAUUAUCUGCACGACCUCGAUCAUCAGCGGGAACAAGAUGAUGGAUGCCGCGAUGGAGAAAAGUUCGUUUGCGAGGGAAAAGCCAAUGCCGAAACCUGCGGCGGCAUCAGUUUGA
This is a messenger RNA of Pseudomassariella vexata, 2001 nucleotides long. RefSeq names its product Sec1-like protein. The record is from RefSeq and is a predicted model, not a curated record. NCBI's taxonomy places the organism in Eukaryota, Fungi, Ascomycota, Sordariomycetes, Amphisphaeriales, Pseudomassariaceae. Bases 1 to 2001 code for a protein of 666 amino acids. The transcript is spliced from 4 exons. Gene Ontology annotation, biological process: vesicle-mediated transport; intracellular protein transport. Gene Ontology annotation, cellular component: fungal-type vacuole; CORVET complex.